AUGGUCGAUCUAUGGUGCUCGCAGCAUGUAAAGUACAGCGUCCUUGUAAUCAAUUUCCUGUCAUCGAGUGAUGGAGCACCGGUAUAAAUCGUAUAUUGAUUCUUACCGUCCCGAAAAGCGUUAACCGAAAUAAACACACAAUUCACGGCGUGAGACGAAUGAUAGUAUCGUCAAUAGCCCACUGGUUCCGUUUAUAGAAUCCGACAAAUAUUAUAAUCUAUUAUCUAAUCUAAUGUGUAUGGCCUACAGCAUGCCGAAAUCCGAUAUUUUAAGCCCGGGUGCAAUUCGAGAUCUGCAACACGCGUCGAAGUCGGAUUUUUAACUAUCAAUUUCUGCACACCGAUACUUACACUAAAAUUUUGGAUAAAAAAUGCGGUUUUUUUCAUUGAUUUCUAGUUUUUCUUGUUUUACGUCUUUAAUAUUAUCAUAUUGAGGUACAAAAAAAUGCAUUUAUUAGUGUGAUUGCGAUAUAUUUCUAUAAUAUUAUAUAAGUACCGAGUAUCGGUCAUCGACAGCAACAUUUUUUUUCUGGAUAAAACGAUUUCGUAAUACUAUUAUAUUAUAGUACACGAAAAAAAGACGAAAACACGUUCGUUAAAUAAUAUAAACGACGACGAAAGGGAAACACGUUUCGACCACCUCACCGCCGCGCCAGUUCACUGCGAUCACCCCGCUCUCGUAACCGCCGGAUGGGAACACAGCUGAGUAUAAUGGGAAAUAACCAAACCGCGACAAAAAUGACCUUUUUCUUAAACAAAUGUAUGUGCAAACUGCGCCGAAAAAAAUUAAUAUUUAACACACUACACGUGUACACACUGCAAACCGCAUUAAAACGUAUAUUAUAAACAUCAACAAUUUGUGACCAUUUGUGUAUUUUUUACAAGUUUGGCAAACAAUUUCUAACCUUCCGGUCCUUUUUUACCUCCGAAGUAACGUUCUAAAUAGCAUUAUGUGUCUAGGUGGAAUAGUUUUGUCUAUACAGGUCUAAUAAAAGUAUUCGCAGUUUUUACAGGCAUAUCGCGGCGCCCUUCGCGGUUUUAUUGCAGUUAUUGUACAAUCAACAUCGAGGGGAGUGUUCAUACCCCGUGCAAAUGCUCUUCUCCGAAAUAUUGUUUAAUAUUAUUUUCAAGAUAAACGUCAACAUAGACCAUUAUGUGUGCUCGUAACGAAAAUAAUACAAGAUUUAAUUAAAAAACGCCCCUCCCCCACGAAAAUUCGAUUCGGCUGCGGCCUUGGACCCGGGGACUCGACCGUACGUGAAAACACGCCGCUGACAGCGGCGCGGGAGCCGUGACGACGACUGCGGCGGCGGUGGCGGCGCGCACGCGCACGCGCGUCGACGGAAAAACGGGCCCGCGGGUCGACUGCCCCCGCUGACCGACAGCGAAACCGGUCUCGCCGCACCGUCGUCGUCCGCACGGUGUUCGAACAGUUCCGACAGUCGCUGCAGCACACUGUCGUCCAACGUACCGGUCUCGCCGUCGUUUUCGUCCGGACCCGUUCGCCGUCGUCGUCGCCGCCGCCGCCGCCGCGUAACCGUCGCGUCGCACGCCCGCGCAACGCGCACACCUGUCCCUCCGGUCCGACGGUCGACUGUUACCCAUUGUCCGGUCGUUGGUUUUUCGGCGCCAUCCGCGUAGAGUAUUAUUACUUACCCACUUCCGAAUACAGUGCUGCGUGUGGCGGUGAACACCCGCGCCAAAUUAUAAUUUUUCACGCCGCGACCGAUCCGCACGGGGCUGAACUUGCAGAACAGGUAAAUUACAAUAACGAAAUCGUGAUUGUAUACAUAGUCAUUAAUAGGAUAUUCGGCCGGCGCGUAUUUUUGCUUGUACGCCAUACAACUAUACUUUUGCGUCUGUAUAUUGUUAUUGAUGCGUAUUCGUUUCGACAUUUUUCGGCCGUUUUCCGCGCCUUGAAAAUAUCGAAAAUAUUCCCUCCCUCUUUCCGCGCUCGAGAUCGUUGUAAGUCUUUAUUGGCGCGGGACGAGUUAGAUUGGGUUAGGUUACGCGCGAUACUACCUAUCUCUCCGUGUCUGAUAUCGUCUGCAUAAAUAACAAUAUGUUCCGUCGUACUUGUUCGCAUAACAAUAUUUAUAAGUAUGCAUAGUAUAUAUUGAUAACGACCCGGGUAUACAUACAUAUAUAUAUCGAUAUUACAUAUGUAACGCGAUAUUAUUUUUUCAUUUUUUUUUUUAUCGUCUUAAAUAUACACGAUACCCGUGCGACAUAGACUUUCUCGUACCCGUAUAAUAUUAUAGAUCUGUUAUAAACUUGAUCCUAUUGCGAUAGCAGAACAAAAUAUCGACGACAGGGCAGGUAUAAUUUGUAGGUAUUAUAGGUAAUAACGAGUGACUUGAAUGCUGGGCGCAAAGAAAUAGCGACCGAAAACGAACGUUCAGUAACGCGUUUUUAUCAAACUUAAUCACGCCACUCAAAUAGGCAGGUUUUCCACAGGAUAAAAAUACGUUCAGUUUUAUAACGUCUUAACAAUAAUAUAAUACGCGAUAAAGUAAUAAUAUUAGAAUUAUUGGUUUUUUUUUUUAUAUUAUUAUUAGGUAACUUACUUUGAUUAAUUUUUCAUAUCAUAUUUCUGCGUGUACGCAAUUAUUUACCUACCACAACCGAUUUGGGAAUUUGCUUAAUUAAUCGCGACGAUAAUAGUAUUUAAUCAUAAUCGUUAUAAUUUUCUAAAGUACACUCAGUUAGAUUAAUGCAUUGAUUUUUCGAAAAUAAUUGACGUACACGUAUGUUAACUAUACUAAUCAUUGACCAAUAAACAGUCGUCAUUGACACAAGUGACGACCACAAAUAUGAUAUUUCAUAUAUAAUUUCAUUGUGUUUACAAAAUAUGCGCCCGCGAUCAGCAUUUACAAUAUACCGGUUAAGCGUGCGGGUAAACUUACAUAGUGUAUACUGGUGAAACAGAAAACAGUUAAUAUCGAUAGACAGAAACAAGCGACACGAGAGAAGACCCGGGAGAGUAAAACCGUGGAGAAUAAGUGCGAAACAUAAUAAUAUUAUGUGACACUGUAACCGUAGUAUAUUAUAAACAGAUUAUGGUUUUGCGUGUAGACGUACCGGAUUACGGGACUUUGAACGAAUCAAGACGAAAGUCUGCAGUUUAUAACCAUCGAGUAUUCAUCGGAAUAAAGGUCUCGAUACGCUCUAUGAUGCGGUGACGUCUACAAUGGGAAUGUGUUAAAAACGACACGGAUUAUACGAGAUUCAGACCGGAGCUUGAUAUUAAAGGGCAAAUCCACGGAAUUGCAGAUCUUUGGCAAAUUUAUUGUCGUUCGUAUAAUUAUUUUUUUUUUAUUCUUAUGAAACUAUACACGCCUACCGUAGCGGUUUAUGCCUCCCUACGAAACAGAAAAUAUCCUCAUUGUGUUCAGCACCACAAAUGCAAAAUACGAUAGUCGCAGCUGCAGUCGGGGCGGUCUGUCGGCUCUUCACAAUUCCCCCGCCUACAAGGUCAUCGUAAUUUGCUCGUUCGUACAUACAAUAAUAAUUUUUAUUACGCUUAAAUAAUGCCUAUAAUAAUAUUAUUUUCACCGGUAACAUUACAUAUUAUAUUAUAUAGGCAGGUAACCUAUAGGUAUAGACGUAUAGUGUUAUUUCAAACGUUAUACCCGCCCGAACAAUACGCGCCCGACUCUCGAGUAUUAUAUGCGCAGGUUGGUAGGUAUAGGUACGCGCGAAAUAUCGUAGGAAAAUAAUAAUAUUAUAUAUUAUAUACUUGUAAAAUAAAAAUAAUAGGCUACGAAAACUGGACCAAGAUCGUAUGUAAUAAUAAUAUAAUACGCGCGCAGAAUAGGUACGCAUUGUUCACACUAUAUAUUUGUGUGUGUAUAUAUUAUGUGUAUUGCAACACACACUAUUAUAGGUAGGUACAACACCUACUCUAUCCGUCGUCUCAUAAUAAUAAUAAUAUAUAAUAUUAUAUUAUAUUGUAUCCGACGGGCGAUUAAAAAAAAAAAAAAAUGUACAGGUGGUUGGUAAGUAGGUAUAGGUAUACGCAAGGCGGGUAUUGUGUCGAAAUUUCAUACUUAAAUGCUACUCGUGAAUCGAAUUUUAAAAACGACGGAAAAUAAAAUUUGUUUCGUGCACCUCUAUGCGCAGGCGAUUGUCCUGUUGCAGUUCGUAUUACACCCGUAGUUAUCAGUCUGAGUAAACCUCCGUCGCCGGUAUAGAUUUCCAAUAAUAUAAUCAACAAUAUUACUUAUAAGUGUAUACUAUUAUGUUUGAAUCAAUAUUAUUUUGGUGCGAUUCGGCGCUCGCCUCGAAAAUCUUCCCCGUUGUUCCGUAUCGUUUAUUGUAUCUAUAUCUAUACACCAAAAAACUAAAGACGAAAAAGCACUUCGGAUCGUAUUACAAAAGUUUUCGUUCCCGUGACAGUUAUCGAGAGGUGUAUCAUAGAUAAUAUAAGGUAUGCCAGCACCCGCGAGGUUAGGUUGCGGGAUAUCGAAAACGUUUCUAAAAGUUUUAUUUCCCUAUAGUAUUAUACCGAGUCCAGGAAACGCGUUUUUAUUUUAUUCGAGGACAACUAUUAUAUUAUCCGCGCACUUCAAACUUGUAGUAUUAUCAUUGUUAUCAACGUCUUAUUGUCGACUUAUGAUGUUUUUUUUUUCGGGCAAGGGCGAACGGGUAGGUACAACAUUUUUCGUUUUUACAAUACCCAAAACGUUUGGGUUUAUUUUACACAAAAGCGAAUGAAAUAAUAUUUAGAAAGUCCGAUGCAAAAUUGCCGACCUCACAUAUCAACGCAUAGUGAACCUACUUAAAAUCAAUGUCGUAACUCGUAAUAAUAAUCUAUUAUACAUAUGAUAUAAUUGCACGUGCAUAUACUAUCGUUAUUAAAAUAUUUUAAAUCCGGUAUUGCCUACGGAAAUGUGGUUUUUAUAAUAUCAUUGAAACAUAAUUAUCAAAAAAGUAAUCUAAAAAUAAAUAAUGCUGCACGUUAUUGAAAUACAUUCGCUACGAUUUUUAAAUGUUAUUUAAAUAUAAUAAUUUAUUAUUUCAUCAUCGAAAUAUUAUAGGAAGCAUAAAACAUGUUACACCCGAUAAAUUAUAGCUUAUUACAAAUUAAUGAAUAAAUUAAAUUACAUUGAAAUGCGUACAGCCCUGUAUAUACAGGGUAACAUUUUUUUUAUCGUGUUGCGGCCAAGUUCUGCGAAGAUUUCGAAUAUAAUUGAUUUUAGUUGAUUUUGUUUUGUUCAGUCUUUAUAGAAUCGUAUAACGAUUCAAGUUAACAAUAUUUUCAAAAUCGCACACUUAUACUGCACACCGUAUAGGGUGUCCCAAGAAAAUAUACCCAAUUUAUUUAAAACAUUGUGUAUGAAGUGGAUAUAUCUUCGUAGGACACCCUGUAUAGAUAUCGACUUGUAAUUUUCAAACAGGAACACCCCUCUUCUCCUUCUAGUAUUUUUCACAACAAAUCCGAAAAGAGAAUAUUUUCCAAACAUUUCGAUAAUAAAUGUAACACUAUUAUUGCAUUUCGACCAAAUAAGUGAUAGAAAAACGCUAUUAUCCAAAAAUGGAUUUAUCACUCUUUUAUACUAUUCCAUCAGUUUAAAUGAUUUUUUUUUUUGUAGCGUUUUAUCUGCGGUAUUUUCGAUAUAAUAAUGUUAUGUAUAUAUCAACAUUCUUUAGACAAAUAUUAAUUUUCUCGAGUCUACGUCGAAAAAGUAGGCUAGCCAUUAAAAAACCAAAAGUUAUAAUCGUUUAAAUAUAUUUGGAGUGAGGGUAGAGAUUUCAAAAUGGUGUUGAAAUAAGGCCUAAACAAUUCCGUAACGUUCGAAAACACAGAUAACAAAUUUACCAAAAACCCCCAGAGAAAAUCGCCGAAUCGUGGAUACAAAAAAAUCACCGUAGAAUAGUAGUCCUUUUUGGGAAUAAGUCAUACUUGGUUUUUUUUUUUUUCAAUAACUCAGUACUAUAUGUAUUUUUAUAUCGUUAAUUGUAUAGGUAGGUGCAUCGAGCCCGGAACACAUUUCCGAAGGAUUGUGCGGGUUCGGUAUUUUUGUAUAUAUAUUAUAUUAUAUUCUAGCUGGGGUCAAGAAUUCGACGAAGGAUGCAAUGGAUUUUUUUUUUAUCGACAUCUUUAUGUGUUCCUGUGUUUUUUCCGAUUUCUUUAUUUUGAACUUCCUGUCUUGUAACAGCGGGAGGUACCUAGGUGUAUAUCAUAACAUAGAGAUCAUUCCAUUGUUUCAUUUAAGUAUAUUUAUGUGUUUUUUUUUUUUUGUCAAUGUUACCGUCCUUCGAAUAACGAUACAGUCGAUAACAUUAUCGACAUCACGUACUUAUAAUAAUAUACAUACGAACCCUGCCGUGCAUUACAAACGAAUAUUAUAUUAUGAAAUACCAUUCCUGUUGGUCGAUGUCCACGCGGCACGAUGGAAACUGAUCGAUAGGUGACAUCCGUCGCCUUAUGAGAAAAAAAAAAAAAAAAACGUUACUACUAGGCACCUAUAUAGUUAGGCACCUAUAUAGUGACAGUGACCUUGUUGGAAAGUACUUUUUUUUUGCAAGUAUUUAUACACGUCAUUUUUUUUUUUUGUUGAUUCACGUUCUACUGUUAAAUAUACAAAAUACGCCAUCGAACUAUAUACCCAUAUACGCGUGUAGUUUUAGGUCUAUAUCAGAACCGGCUGCUGCAGCAUGCAGUAGUAAGAUCGUAUCGCAGUUAGCGUCUUAUAAUAGUUCUAGAAAGUGAAAGGGUAUUUUUGUCGUCGUCGUCGUGGGUCCAUCGUCACUCGAUACGAUUUUCGUCCGAGCCGGUCGAAAGGAAACCCAAACCGAAAGAGUAUAAAAAUGAUUAUAAAAAUAAAUAAACCGCCGUGUGUUGUAUGGAGUGUGUGCAUUAUAUAGUAUAUAGGUACUAUACAACUACACUUGAUAAUAUUGUACCGAGUGCCUACUUUAUAUUAUUACCUCGUAUAAAUAUAGUAGACGACGUCAUGUGCAUCAAAUAUUCGAGAAGCCCAGCGAUCGAGUGCUUCUGAUGAUACGUCCGAUACGAGUAUUAAUAUUAUAGUGCGCCUACUGUCGUAUAAUAUUCGACGUUUUAAAAACAGAUUUUUCAUCGUAUGUAGACGAGCAACUAUAUUUAUACGUUAUUAUGUUUUCGUGUAGCGAUUUUGUUGUAGAGGUAUUUUCUAGUGUGCCAUAUACGUAUUAUAGGCACAUAACUCGGGAUUUCUGAUGAUGUUUUUCACAAGUGGAUAUUAUCCGUUGAUUCGUUAAAUAUCUACUUAAUGACGCCACGAAUUUUUAAAUUAACUUCCGAUGACCUAUUGUGCUAUAAUCGUCGUCGAUAGGUAUACUCGUAAAAUAUUUCGUUGGCAUGCCGCGCAUAAUCUGCACAUGUUUUUUAAACUGGAAUUUUUUUUUUGUAUUUUGAGUCUUGUGCUAUUAACAAGACACCACACUGGACCUUUACUGAAUCCGUGUAACGUUUGGAGCUACAGGAUAGCUAAACGGUGGGAGGGGAAGAAUAUGGGGACCUUUUUUCUUUUACUGCUUAUAAUAAUGUAUAGGUAUAUUAUAUUAUAUUAUUACCUAAUCUCAUAAAUAAUAGUUGUUAAAAAUUUAAAAAAAUUAUCAUCAUCCCAGCUCGUGACAAAAUUAUUUACAUAGUAAAAUUACGUUAACUAAAACGUAAAUUGCGGCACUUAAGUUGAAAUUAGCGUAUAAACACAAACAACGAAAUUUAAAGAGUAGGAUAUUUUCGAGGGCUUUGCAUAGUUUUUUUUCUGAGAAAUGUCAUACAAAUAAGUUGUGCUAUGCUAGUAUUAAUUAUUUUGUUCUUUUAAAUCGCUAUAACUUGUUUAUAGACAAAUGUUUAGAAUAAAGUUACAUAUUGCCCUAGAAAAUAUUCUACUCAUUAAAUUUCGUUGUUUGUGUCUAUACUUUAAUUUCAAUCCAAACGCCAAGAUUUAUGUUCUAAGAGUAAAACAAUUUUACUGUGUAACCCGUUAGUAAAAACAGUAGAUACGGCGGGUAUAGCAUCUUCCUUUUGUUGUAUUUUUACAGAAGCAGCAGAUGUACGCGCGGCUAUCCAUGACCGACAAUUAUAAAAUAAAUAAUGUGCGUAUAUAUGUGCCUAAUAGAACUUGCCACCUGGUUCCUUAAGUACAAUAUUUAAAAAAAAAAAGUUUUGUCAUAAAUUAAGGCACGCAUGCCGAAGGUCGCGGAAAAUAAUUAUAAAAUCUAAUUAUUCGGAAAAUCGUAUAGAAUAUUAUUUUAUUUCAUUGUCCCGGAGCGAAUGCGACGCGGAUGUCUUGGAUUGCUGUUGAUAAUUAUCAUGAAAAAAUAUAAGUACGUUAUACCAUCUUAUGAUAUAAUAUAGAAUUAUAAUUUAAAUCUGUGUAUAAUAAUAUUAUGUAUAGGUACUCAUAUUCAACGUGUUUUUUUUUUUAUUAUCCGUAUGAUAUAACCUCGAAAUUGUGUCCGUGCGUUUGCGUUAUAUUAUCAUUCGCUAAAAAAUUAUUACGAAUAAUUAUUAUAGUUAAAACGUUUUUCCUUCUCCCUCAAAAACGGGAAUGUUCUCGAUUAACUAUCCGGUCGGAUACGCUCGAACUCUCCGUCCGAAAUAUCCACGUCACUGUCGUAGUAGUUUAUUAUGUUUUUAGUUCGAAAAUCGUUAUUGUAAAGAUAUACUAUGUAAGUAGGUUACCUAACUAUAUAAUAUUAUGUCAGAAUAACAUCGCUUGAGUGUAUCCCGAUGCUCGGGGUGUACUUGGGCUCAAACGAUACAUAUAGGUUCAUUCGGUACACACGUAUAUUUUUUAGGCGAAAUGCACGUGCCGAAGCCGUCAUACUAUUAUCAUUGUGUGUGACAGCCCCACAGUAUAAUUAGAUGACUUCUUCCAGUAAGAUUAUAAUAUAAACAAUUUUAUAGUACUGACAUUGAUUACCAAUGAGAUAAGAAUUAAAUAUUGGCGAAUUUUAAAUUUAAUGGACGUUAUUUUUAUUAGUAGAGGUAUUCAAUAUUCAUAGGCUAGGUAUUUUUUUUUUGUAGGAUAUACAAAAACAAAAUUACCAACCUAGCGGGUUGAAACUUUACUUCUUAUCACCAGUUAGCAAUAUAGUUUAGUCUUUAUAUAUGCCAUCUAUUAUAAGUCUAUCUUUUCAUAUAAUAUAUACAUCUUGUAUAAAUACCUUAGCCAUAUUAUUACAAUUAUUAUUAAACGCGCGCGAGUUUAUAAAAUUCACAAAAUGAUUUCGGUAAUUUUUUGGGAAAUAACUUAGAUUAAAUAAUUGUGAACAAAAAAAAAAUUAGUUAUUAGAAACGGUUGAAAAAUAUAGGUAAGUAAGUAUAAUAUUAUUAUAUUGUCUGUAUGGAUACAGUUAUUUAUACUAAAAUCCGGUACAUUAGUCAGUAAUUUAAUACGAUUCUAAUCGUAACUAUUCAUUUUUUUUUUUUAUUGCGAUAAAAAAAAUAUAAUACAGGUACUUAUCUAUUAUUAUAAAUGUGUACUAUAUUAAAUUAAAUUAACGUGUAACGUUCGUUUUAAGACGGUUUUUUUAAAAUAUUUUUUUCUCCGAUCCGUGUAAUUGUCGAUUAAUUAUAAUUAGGUACCUAUACAAAACCUUUUAUUUUAUUCGUAAUCGAUUUGAUCCGAAAUAAUCUUCACGUAAUACUAAUAUAAUUUUAAUUAGAUAUAUACAUUAAAUGCAUAGUCGUAGAAGUCGUCAUCAAAUGUGUACACCAAGUACUUAUAAUUCAUCAAAAGAAGCCUCUCAACUCUAGGACCAUUUUUAGGACAUAUCAAGGCUUUUAAUUAUUUCUACCGCUAUGCUCAUGCAUUCCAAUCUAAUCCUCCUAGUUAUUUUUCGAAGUUUUCUUUGACUAUGACACAUGUUUUCAUCUCAUUAUCAAUCUCCAAGAGCUCAAGUACUUAGAAAAUACAUAAAAUGUUGGUCUAUGAUUUUAUCUUGUAUUAGUAAUGUAAUUUUUAUUGACCAGUGAUUAUUAUUAUUAUUGUUGAAAACGUGCUCGGCUCUUAUUUACAAAAAAAAAAAAAAAUUAAUCCUGUAAACCAACCCACCCCCGCAGUAUCAAUAUCUAACUUUAUAGUAUUAUCAUGUUCAAAAUCAUUGUAAUUAUUUGGUUAUUAACCUCACCAGUAACCACAUUAAAAUUAUUAUUAUCACGAACAAUGACGUUUUUAUGCAUUUAUAACUAGCUAGGUACCUGUAUAAUAAAAUUGUUCUCCGGGUUGUGAUAUUGAAAACCUGUACUGACUUCUAAAAACUCUAUUGUUUUGCCGCAUAUGAAAAGUAAAAGCUACAAAUGCCGGAAAUUUUAAAUAUACUCGUAAUACAAACCGUUGAAUAAUUUUCAACGUACGUUUUAUCAUUAGAUUAUAGACAUAUUAUUAUAAAAAAAAUUAUUUACCAUAAAAAAAAAAAAUAAUAAUAAUAAUAAUAAUAAUAAUUAAAACGAUUUCAAGUACAUACAAUUUUAAUUCUUAUGGAUAAAAUACCUAUGUAUAAUUUUUAUAGGGAUAAUAUAAUUACCAACAGCAAUGUUUUGCAUUUAAUAACAGUUUAUUACUAUAAUAUGAAAACGCAGUAAGACUUUUCUUUAGCAAUACGAGUUUCUAUUAAAAAAAAAAAAAACUAUUUUAGACAUACUAUAUUUUAUAAAGAAAUUUACUUGGACCUUAGGUCAGAAAAAUUGUUGUGUUUAGGCGUGCUACAAAUUUGAAAGUGAUACGAUCGCUCUGAAAUGAUUUCGAUAAUUUUUUUCCUAAUACUCAAAAUAAUUGUAUUACGAAAGUGACAUUACAAUAUUACCAUUUAAGUAUUAAUAAAAAUACACGUAGGUAUUAGUAUAAUUUCGUUCGAAAAUUAAUUAUUUGAAAAAUCUAGUGAACUUAGUUGUAUUUUACUUGUGUAUCGGCAUGACACUUUAAAAUAAGUAUCUAUAAAUACUCGAUACUUUCCAGUAAAUACUCUAUCGUGAUGCAAGAUAGAAUUGCAUUUGAAGAAACGUAUUUUAAACAUUUGUAUCGAAAAUACUGUCCAGCUCUGCUUGUGUAUAAUUUACUUUAGGUAAUAGCCUAUUUUACACGAAAUAUAAAAACGGAAACCGAAUUCUCGAAAACAUUGAAUAUUAUUUAAUAAUAUAAUGACACUUUCGAUAGACGUUUAACGUGAUUUGUGUACCGGAUAUGUAUUUUCUAAAAUUGCCCAUAAAUUUGUCCGCAGUCGUUGACAGUGUAAAACGGUCGCGUACAAAAUGUUCUUAAGCGGUUAAUUAUAGUUUACACAUUUUUUUUUUCUUCGAAAUGUUCCGAACUCUCCAGCCGGCCAAUCGAUUAUCAUUGAUCACAUUUCUGUAUAUAUAUACUUUUUUUUUUCAUUAGAAAACAUCACGAUCACUUUUUUUAUUUUUAUUACAAAUCGUCUGUUUACAGUCUAUUUUCGAGUCGGGCUGUACGUUUUAAACGAACUACGAUUUUUUCGUUUAUUACAGCGCAGACGGGUAUACUCAGGCGCAAUUAUUAAUUUGUUCGUAGCCGUGCAAAUUGAUAUAUAUUUAUUAUUUUUUUUUUAUAAUCUUUUUAUAUAGCGACUCGACGACGACGUGUAGUACUAUCAUUUUUUAUAUAUACCUGCUAUAUUAUUGACUUAAAAAUUCUUCGUGUGUAACAACAAUAAUAUACACUCGUAUAUAAUAUAAUAUAUCUAGUUGUAUAAGGUUCGUCGCGACCGACUGACCGAUACCACGCGAAAUCCUCUGCGAGACUAUUGUUAUAGGAUUUGUACGUGUGAGCGCGAGCGAAAAAAAUAUGUAAGAAAAAAACGACAAAAUGUGAAAAAAAUAAUGGUGAAAAUUUCGCACGCGUCUAGUUAACGAGAAAAAAAAAUCUAUACUUUACCAAUCGUAUAUAUUAUGUGAUUCAAUGAUUGUAGGUGUAUUGAAACGUUAUAUUAUAUAUUCGCCAUUUUAUAGAGUGGAACAAGUACCGUUUACACACCAUAUCACGUGGUGAUGGUUCAGGUCCGUUUUACCGGAAAUAAUGUGAUUUGCUUAUUUACAAUAUUAUUAUACACUGCAGCACACAUACACACACAAACACACACACACACACGCGCGCGCGUACGAAAACAAUGUGUGUGCCUCGAAAAAUCGUUCAUUGUAUCCGAGAUAGUAUAAUAAUGUAUGUGUGUGUGUUGUGUGUAUAUAGUUGUUUUAACAUAUCUGUGAUAACAUUGUUGUUAUAUAUUUUCGAUUCUUGUUUUGUACACUUUUUAUUAUAGUAUAUUGGAGUGAUCGCUUUAAACCACCGCGUUAUUGUAGUUUUUUUUUUUUUUUUCAAAAUAUUUACUUAAUUGUUAUUUCAAAUAUUAUAAAUUCGUGUGAAUAAUAAUUUAAAUCCCUUAUAAAGACACGGGAACGAAAAUUUAUCGAGCUUUGAACGAGUUGAGUUUUGGUACAAAAGUAUAAUACGAGUAUUAUAUUAUGCAUCUGGAUGCGAAGAGCUGCAGCCAAUCAAUCGAAAGAUCGGUGACCAGAAGCAAAAGAUAAUAUAUUAUUUUGUAUAAGCUGCACCAAUACGAUUUUGCAAUUCUAAUAAUGUUUCGGUAGGUAUAUAGGCAUUUUUAACCGAUUUUCAAGUUUUCAAAUACACAUUAUAUUGUAAUACUUAAUCGAAGUGACGGUUUUACAAUAAUAGCCUCACGUUUAAAAUUGAAAUACUUAAAGAAAAUACAAAAAUGUUAAAAUUAAAAAUCUUUAAAGUUUUCGGGGUUUUUUUUUUUUUUUUUUUUUGGUGGGGGUGGGGUUUUGUCACGUUUAAUUCGAUAUUUUAAGAUAUUCACGAGACGUUAACCCCAUCACGGUAUACAUACUCGAAUCUAUAAACUAUGGGUUUUGUCACGUUUAAUUCGAUAUUUUAAGAUAUUCACGAGACGUUAACCCCAUCACGGUAUAUAUACUCGAAUCUAUAAACUAUAAAUUAUCUACACUGAUACGAAAUUCCUGAAAUUACGUCGUUUCAACGACAACGAAAUGAAUAAUAUUUUUUGUUAUCAUUUUUAAAACGCGUUCCUGUAAUAUUAUAAUAACAAAAAAGGUGUUGCUUCGAAAUAGUUUUUAAAGAAAACUGUAAAAGUCUGGCAUGUACAAUUUAUAAAAGUAUACCAGUAACAAUACCUGUAUCAUCGUGUUGGGCUGGAAACUCGAGUCGAUCACGUGCAUUUUUCGCGAAACACCCUUGACCUGAAAUAAAAAUUUAAAAAAACAUAUAUUUUAAUAGUUUCCUGGUAUUUUGCUAUAAGUCGUGUCGGAAAAGUAUAGGUAUAAUACACGGAUGAUUCGGAUUCAACGUGUAUGGCGUUUUGAAAUAACACAUAAUAAUAAUAAUAAUAUGCUCGUUGGGUUUCUAUUAUUAUUAUAAAUUGAACCAGUCGUUCGUGCAUCAGUCUUCGCGAUACGAUCUUCUCGAUAUUAUUAUAAAGUCUUCUACCGCCGCCAUCACGCUAAUGAAUAACGCGUAUAGUUAUUAUUACAAUAUGAUGACAUACGGGUUCGUUUAGAAAAAAAAAACCGUGCUUAGAGUUGUUUUUUUUUUUCAAAACGUUAACCAAUUAAUCGUUUGUAUAUAGGUAGGUAAGUAUAUCGUAUCUCACAUAACCGUCAAUUAGUCAAUAAAAUAAUUUUAAAACGCCGGCAUUUGUAUUCUAAUAAGUUAUAAUAUACCCGUACGAUAUGUACCCACGGGUCGAUUUUAGUUUCCGAAAGCAGCGCUUAAUGUAUUGCAACUACGAGACAUUCCACUUUAAAGUUUGAGUUGGGGAGAGUAGUGGAGCAUGAUUUGCGUGGCGGCACAGCGCUACUCUCCCCUACCUAAACUUGAAAGUGAAAUAUCUCGUCAACGGAUUGACCGAAAUCAAAAAUUUCAACACCAGAAUUUAUCCAAACGAAUUGGAUGGAUUUCAAUAUAGAUUGUCGUUUAAAAAUUAGAUAGCCUGUUCGGCCCGAAAAAUAAUGGAAAUGUAAUAUUUUAGAGAUGCUGUUGUUUCUUAAUAGUUUUCAAACAGAACAAUCACGAUAAAGUUAAUACUUUCCUAGAAAUAUGAUCACGCGAUCGCGAAACACCCUGUAUGUAUGUAUGUAUGUAUGUAUGUAUAAUAUAUAUAUUAGAAAGCUGCGGAAUGACUGCCGGGCGAAUCGAUCGCGCAUGUGUCGACGGCGCAUUGUGGCCGUCGGUUACGCAUGCAUACGAAGAAUGUGAGUCACAUUCGUCGCUAUAGCGAGUGAUAGAAAUGCGAUAGAAGAAAAGGAAAAAAAAAAAACAAGUAAAAAGCUCGUGUAGGUAUGCCCGUGUGUGUGUGUGUUUGUGUGUGUGUGUGUGUAAUAUAAAUAAUAUUGUAUGUAGAUCGGCGCCGCGCCGCGAUUCCGUGGGUUGCACAAUAUACCUGGGUAUGUAUGUUUUCGGAUGAUGACGAAAUACACUCGUAAAAUCGACUCGGAGCGGCCGCGGAACCGUGUUCGAGUAUAAUAAUAUCGGCUCCGCGGUGGGUAUACGGUUUUGUUAUUAUUGUUAAUUUUUUUUUUUUUUAAACGAGCGUUUUUUUUUUAUUAUUAUUAUUAUUUCCGUAGCUCUCGCGUGCGCCACGACAAUGGCGCGCCGGUAUACUUUGUCCGUCGUGGCCGCAGAACAAUCGAAUAAAAAAAAAAUAAUAAUAAAAGCUCUCGUAUUAUAACAGUCUACGACAACAAUAUUAUUUGUACAUCGCCGCCGCCUACGUUUACCGGAUACGAAUGUACGCCGGUACCCGAAGCCGACAAUCGCAUUGUAUACGUGUAUAAUAUUUUGAAAUGUUAUUUACGCGGACGAAAGUCAAACGAAAAAGAAAAAAAAAAACCAAACAACCAUUUCGUAACACGACCCGACUGCAGUUCGAUGCAGUAAUUGCUGUUGCAGUCGUCGUCCGUUCUCAUCUGGCGAGUAUUUGAAUACCAUACUUAAUAUACGGAUUUCGUAUAUUAUAAUAAUAUACAAAGUCCGCGUUUUCCAGUAACAAUAAAAAAGGAGAGGCAUUCCCGAAAACUUUUUCGUUUUUUUUGUUUUUCUUAUACAACACAAUCGGUGUUAAAUACAACUUUAUUUUCGCGCGCUCGGUGCCCGGUAUACUGAAGACGUUUCGCGUAUAGGCGAUUUUAACGAAUUCUCGAGGGGGUUACAAUAUAUUCGGAUUUACUUUCUGUGUCAUAAACGUACAGGUUUAAAUUAAAUUCUGACGCCGAGGACGUGGUCUCGUAAUGAAAAAAAAAAAUAUAUAUAUAUAUUUUUAUACAGUCACCAAAAAAUAUAUUUUUUUUUUAAAGAACUGCACAUCGUGACGGCAUCUCGUAAUAAUCCAUUGAAAUUAUUUCAUUUUCGAACGUGUUUCCCGGGUAUAAGUCACUCAUACGGUCGAGGUCCCGUCGGGGAGAACCCGCGAAUCAUGGUAUUUACUCGUUUUGGUUUGCAUGUCGUUGGUUGUUUAAUCGGAAUUUUUUUUUUUAAUAUAGACUCGUCUACCGGCACGCAGCAAUCCGGUAAAUGAUUCGUAGUAUAGUUCCGAAUGCGGUUAUGGAGUGUAACUACAACUCGUAACUGUGCUUCGGGUUAGUCCGAGGGAAAAAAAUAUGUAUAUCUGCUUACCUCAUGACUACUUACGGCGCGGCGUCACGAAGUUACCGUUAAAUUCGUGUUAAUUCUUUGCUCGUUAUAAAUACACAUUUGUAUUUGCAACGUUAUGCUACAUUAUGGUAAAAAAAAAAAACCAAAUAGAAGCAAAUAUUCCUACUUGCCCUCUCCCCCUCUGCGAACGCCCACGACCAACGGUAUUAAUAAUAAUUACCUAAUUAUCCUAUAAAUUCAAACACCAUGAGUUACGAUAGUCUCGUAGCAAUUAAUAAGUUAUUCAUUUAUUCGUAUAAUAUAUUUAAGUACCCGAUAAAAACAAUUUGAACAAUAAUAGUGAUUCAACUCCGUUCGAAAAAAGAAAAACAAGAACCGAGCUUUUAUAUUUUUUUGCACAGUAUCCACGAGGCUAAUAUUUCAAGCUAGGAUAGCAAGAUAUAGUAAGCUUAUAUGAGCCAUCAGGAUUAAUGAUAACCGAAUAGUUUCUAUCGAACCGUUCGAACUAUUCGAUAGAUUGAAAACUGUUCGAACAAGUAUAGAAAAAAAGUCUAGUGACAGUACUGUUUAAUUUUGUUUUUUUUACGGGUGCUAUUCAUCUCGAAUGUAUAGUCACGAGCCUUGUUAGUAAUCAUGAUGCAAUUCUGAUUACUGGUUUCACAUUUCCUAUAGAGUAGCUUGAGCGUUAUUGUAAACCGCUCUAGCUAUUGAAAUAUAAAUUUGAAGGGUCUGCAGGGUGGCGGUUUAUUGUAUUGACAUAAGGGGGCUGGCUAGCUCUGUGAUAUCUGGACUGUAAAUAAUUAUAUUGUGGCGUACCGUGCACUCGCUUAUUUUUUCAACGAUGAUACACGAACGAAAACAUUUUAAAGUAAAAUACACACGUUACGUCCUCCCUUAAGAUGAACGACAUCAACGCUCUACCUACAGUUGAAAUUAGAUCACAAUAGUGUCGACCCAGGAUUGUAUGAACCGGGUUAGUAAGCCGGCUACUAUCCUUUAUGGUUUGGAAAAAUAGCCUCGUGUAUUAUCGUUUGGCGGCGUUUUUGAUCUCGUUUUCAAGAUUAAAGCGCUAAUAAAAAAAAAAAAAUGAAAGUAAUUUUCUAACCGCCCGCGGUAAUUCGUGUCUGUAUAUUAUAUGACUUUCAACCGACGGCACUCGGCGGCGUAUAGGAACCGUGCACUUAUAAUAUAUAUAUAUAUAUAUAAAUAUAAUAACGUUUUUACUAUUUAAACAAGUAACGUCAAAAUAUGAAACAAUCAUUUUCAAGAGUUUUCUAGAUAUUUGCAUGAAAUAUUCACCAUAUGCGUAUAGUUGGUUUAAACACUCUUGUGUAAAACGUAUAUACUUUCGGUAAAACAAAUACUGUGUGCAUGUUUAGAAAAUUCGCGUCCUUGUGUGUAGAUAUUUGUUUGAAUUUUACGUGUUAUUAUUAUUGUUAUGUAAGUAUCUACCCUAGAUGGUGAACUCGCAGCAGUGCGUACAACCGCGAAUAUAAUAUUAUGCGCCUAACAUACAACCUACGCCCGCAGUCCCGCGACGAUGAUGAUUAAUAAAAUAUUUAAUACUAUGGUAACCGUUGAUAAUUAUUUAAUUCGCGAGGUCGGUUCUCCCGACAGAACAAUAUAAUGUUUACCUAACAAUUUAUUAUUUAAAUUUCAAACUUUCACGAUCGCGCGAACGUCGUCUUAAUCGCUGCCGCCGUUUUCUUUUCAUUUACGCCUCUCUCCGCGCAGAUAUGUACUUGCGGCUCCACUGCCCCAGCUGCAUUUCCUUCGGAAAUCUCGUCGCGAAAAACUCGUACAAUUAACGUAAGGCGUACAUGUGUUUAUUAUUUACAAAUUAUAGUAAUCUGUUUGAAUGAUGAACGUAUGUAUUGUGGGAUUAGAAAUAACAAUAAUAAUAUAGCGUGUAUAUUUUUUACAAGUACUUAGUAUUUCCCACAAUAAUUAGAGAAAUACGAUUAUUACAAUCUCAGCGUUUUUAUUUUUAUUUUGUUUUUUUUUUACAGAAAUUUAUUAGAAUAUUAUGUUUGUCAAGUUCAAAAUCACUAUACAUUUUAUGAUCCGAGCGUGGGAAAAGCCAUUUAUAGUUUUACCGGUGACGUGUUUUUUUUCUUUUCGUAAACACCUUUUUCAGUUAGUAAAAAUCUUCGAUAUUUUCACGCCAUACUUCAAAAAAUGUGGAUUUUCCGCGACGGGACGCGACGGUAUAGUUUUGUCUGGAAAUCCGUUACGUGUUCCGUAAAUUUUUGUCGACAAUUUAAAAACACUGAAAACGAAAAAUGACGCUAUUUCGGCGGUUUUCGAUUUUCGGUGUAUCUAUGAGCAAUACAAUCCGCGCGUUAAAUCGGAAAUAAAUAAUAAUAAAACAAAACGACAAUAAUAUUAAGAACCUAAUGAAAACGAAUUGUAUUUGCAUGUACAUACACUUAUAGAAAUUCCGGAGAGAAAAAAAGAUUCCACGAGGCUUUCGCAUUGAACAAUAAUGAAUAUACAAAAAAAACUUUCCAUCGUGAAAUAUUAUAUCAGCGCACGUGGCGCGUUUUGAAUGACUGAUUUGCAUUAUAAAUUGGUUCAAAUGUACUCGGCUGUCUGGGCCGUCUACUCUGCCGUUGGUGCCCGCCGGCCUACGUUUGACGAAACCCGUUCCGAGGUAGGUCGGUCGGUAGGUAGGUUGAAAAGUAAAUUGUCGAAGAACGAAACAAUCCCCGGCCAUUGUCGCGAAAACGGAACGGGAUACGCACACCUCUUCGAAAGCGUUUCGCAUUUAUCCGACCGGUAAGCUCGGAUUUCGUAAAAUUUCACCCGGCCCUCCGACGAAAACGAUCGUAUACAAUGUAAAAACUGCAAGACGCGUAUCGUAUAUUAUUAUUAUUAUUUUUUAUUUUUGAUCUUUGUGUCUUCUACUCGAAACUUAACCUAUCGUCCGUGCCGAAACUUUAGCCUGUAUAUAGUUCUGAUGACGAUUUCUCUAAUCUUUUGUUAUUUUUCAUCUCUGCACAGCUUAACGGGUCUUCGGGAACCUUGCAGGCCGUUAACACGACUUUCUUUCGUCAUCGGUCUCUAUUUCUAAAUACACAUAUAAACCUUCCCGGAUCAAUAUUUACCCGUUUGUUUUCCUCCGGUUUUCUAUACAAAAUUCCGUCCGACCAACGUUUUCUGGGCAUUUCGUUUGGCCUUUUAAUUAAUCGUUAUUUCAAUACAGCUGUUGUUUUGAUCCUGUCUCCAUUUUUCCCGCGCAUUACCCCCCUCUCCAGUCUGGGAAUUUCGAUACAUUUUUGUUUUACAUAAGGUACGGAUAAUUGUUUCUUUUUUUAUUUUUCAAAAAUACCGUAUUAUGCUUUUACAUUAUAAUUACAUUACAUUAUAACGACAACGGUAUUUUUGUUUGUUUGUUCAUUUAUUUUUACUAUCUUUGUCAAACUAUAACACUAAACAGACGCUAUAAAUUCUAUGUGUAGGUACUCGGGUUUUUGUUUUGAAAUACCUUCUUCCUUUUUAGCCACGUAUUCAAACGUUCAUUACUACUAUUAUGCUAUAGGUGGACACCUAUACUGGCAAUUAUAAUUAUUACUUAUCUAUACUUACGUGAUUUAUCAUAUUAUUAUUUUAUCACAAACCAUAAAAUGCACAAUUUAUUAUUAUAAAUAUUAUGGAACGUGCCGUUUAAUUGUUAUUUUUUUUUUUUAAACAUUGAAUCACAUCGCGUCAAUGGUAUUUUAUAAUAUUUUGUACCAUUUCGUUUAUGUAUUUUUGUAAUAUUUAUAUUAUGAUUAUAUUGUGUUUUUAGCAUUUUUUCGCAGAUUUUGACGUUUAAAAAAAAUAAAGUUAAUCAUUUCUCCAUAAUAAAUUAAAAAUUUUAUAUACGUAUAUAUACUUGUAAUGUUCAAAAUAAUUUCCAAAAAAAUAAUGGACAUAUUCAACGCAAUAUAUUUUUACCCUACGCAAAAUAUAAUGUUGAGAGAAAAAAAAAUGCUAACGCCGCUGAUAUUUUAGGAAGGAAGUUGAAAUGGCGUAGAUGAGUAAUUUAAUUUAUAUUUGUACGCAACGAUAAACCAUUGCUAACGAAAAACGAUUCGGAGACGUAUUAUUCUCCAAUGUAUUAGACAAUCCAGAAAUCAACAAAUAAUAUAAAUAAAAGUUGUUAGAUUUUUCCAUUUUUCAGGAUAAAUAAAAGAAAAAUCAAAAAAUUACCAUUCUCGAUAGCAAAGUUCUUACAAUAUUGUUAAUAAAAAAAACUGCACUUGCCCAGAAUCAGUAAAAAGAAAAAAAUUUUAUUGGAAUCUGUGUGUGACGUGAUUUUAUACUCGAUUGUUUUUUAAUAGGUAUAAGAAUUUAAAAAUAAAAAAUAAAAGGAAAACGAAUCACGCCCUUGUAGUUAUUUAUUAUAUACGAAAAUUGCAGUUGUCUAAAAUAAGCUCUCACUUAUUAUAAUAAUAAUAAAUAUUCCAUACUCUAAAGGAAAAAUUCCAUACACGAUAUAAUAAUAUUAGGCACCAUACGAGUGUAAAAUAUGUCCGUGACGUAUAUAAUAAUUAUGACUUGUUGGAUUUAAAACGUGUGUAUGCCCACUUAUAUUAUAAUGACAACAUAAACCGCAGAAAUCUAUUAAAUGAAUUUCAUAGAAAUUCAGAAAAUAAACUUCUGUAAGGUCGUUGCGAAAAAAAAACUAUUUAUCUUAAGAGCGUUAAGCGACGUGACUGCGAUAAUUAGUUGUGUUUUUCUUCGAGUACCUACACAAGCCUGGAUUAAGGGGAGAGGUGGGUUCAGGGAGGGCUAUGACUACUAGUGGCUUUUAAAAAAUAUACAUAUAAUUGUUUAUUUAAAUAUAAUACUUGUAGUUUUUGAUUUUAAAUCUGUUAUAUCUAUUUAUAAUUUAUUGUUUUUUUUUUUUUGUUAACUUUUUUUAUUAUUUAUUUUUUUGAGGACCUCGUUUAAAAGUUUGGACCCAGGGCAUCGAAAUGUGUAGAUCUGGGCUUGUACCUACUAGGAAAAGGUGCGGACGAAAUAUCGUAAUAUUGCGUUUUUCGAACGGGAACAAAACGAAAAUAUAUAAGUAUAAAAUUGCGUUGUUCGAUUAUUAUUAUAUUUGUUAACAAUAGAGACGAAUAAUAUAACAAUAAAUCACAGAGUCCGGACGACUCGAGGAGUGCUGCUGCUGAUAAUAUCUUCUUCUUGUUAUUACGAGUAUAUUGUGGGAAUCUAUAGAAAAGAAGAUAAAAAAAUACCUUCAAUAGAAAACUGGUUCAAAUGGAUAUUAAACGGACACGCGUUCCUCUGUGGCUAUUACGGAUAUAGGUAUCUGAUGAGUUUAUGAACCAUCGCGAACAGGUAGUACAAAUCGGAGAUCCAGACGAUAAUGUUUUUAUAGUACAAUAACGCAAAAAUAAAAAGAAAAAUGCGACGGCUCCAGUAGAGAAGGUGUGUUCAUACAAAACGCUAUAGGUAUCGACUGCACGGACAACGGCACGACCGUUUAAAAUAUUUGGCGUCCGAAAAACGGACGGUCUAGACAGUGAUAACAGUCUAGACUAGGGUUAGGCCGUCCAAAGUCUAGACCGGGGUUAAGCCGUCUAUAGUGUCUAGACCGUCGUAUAGGUUGGACCGUGGCUUCGGAACGAUUUCGACCGAAGGCGCCUAAAUUUUGUUGUUUUUUCUUUGGAAUUUCGACGUCUCGACCAAAAAAAAUCGUAAUUGUUAUUAUAGAUAGGUAACCUACAUUUAUCAUCGAUCGCCGUUGUCGUCGUGAAAUCAGCGGACCGCACGCGCGACGCCCGUCCCGUGCCGGGGAUGUCGCCGCCGUCCGGAGUUAUUGUACCGUAAUGCAAUCGUCGCAAAUUACGAUACCGAAACCACCGACGACGAAGACGUCUCCGUAUAUACAAUAAGGUAUCCGUGGCGCGGAAAAACUAAAAAAAAAUAAUCGACGGUUAGAUUGUGUGUAUAAUUAGAUUCAGUAGCUUUAAUAUAGUCGGUCGCCCGUGUAGUUUAGCAGGGUCAACGAGCUCGCGCAAAUCAAAUAAUAAUUAUAAUAAGACGUCGCGGAGUUGGAAAUAAACCGCUCAUCUCUGACACGCGAUAAGAUAAUUAUUUACUAUAUAGUUAAAGGUACUCUCGCGGAAACGAUAUUUCUCUCUCUCUCUCACUCUCUCUCUUUCUCUUUGACCGCAUGUAUAAUUGUCAAAUGACACGAAAUUGUACGUUUUAUCGAACGAAUAUUGUCACGUGUAUAAGCCUAAAUAAUUUUAUUUUAAAUCCGUCGUAGUAUUAUACACUCACGCGAAGCAGACAACUACAAACAUACGCAUUAUGCAUAGAUAGAUUAGGCUGGGUUAGAUUAUAAAGCAGCAUUUUUGCAAAACUACUCCAAAAAAUCAAACUCGGAUUUGUCAAUUAAAUAUUAUUUGGUAAUUUCUGAGUUAUUUUAUUGUUUUUUAUAGAAUUUCAAAAUAUAUUAUUGUUUUUUCGUCGGCAACGCGGUUCAAUAAAUAAACAGUAUCACAGUAAUAACUUUUUCCAAUUCUGGUUUUUCACAAACAGUUAUGGAGAUUAUACAAGGUCUAUUUAUAAAUACAUAAAAAAAUGGAUGUAUCUGCAUAGGUCACCAUGUAUAUUGUUAGUAAGUUCAAAAACAUAAUUGAUUAUAACAUAAUAAAUACAGUAAUUCAUAUUGUUGAUUUUUUUCGCGAUUAUCUCAAAAUAUCUUACAAAAUGUACAUCCGUCUGGACACUGAAAAAUAACCAAUCCCACAGCGUAUAAUAUCUAAAACUUAAAAGGAUCCAAUUCUUACCACGACUGUGCAUCAGAUAUAUAUAUAUAUAUAUACAUAUGAGAACAUUCAGAAUAGUGUAUACUAUAUAAUGUAUGGAUAUUAUAUUUUAUAUUUUUAGCACGCCCUGCAAAGUUUUUAUUUCGCGGUCCAUUAUUUGUGUGUGUGGUCGUCUGUCUAGUCGAGCACAUCGUAAGUUUUCGUAACAAUCGCUAUACGAGAUACAUGCUGGACUACGUGUCCUUCGGCGGAAAAGUAAAAUCACGCAGACGCGAGAAAUAACAAUCGUAUGGCGUCAUGAAUUAGUAUUAUUAUUAUUUUUUUAAUAUUGUUAUUUUCGCCAGACAAAACGGAAUAAUUCCACGCCGUGCAAUGUAAUAACGUGUAUCAUAGGUAUCUACCUACCUACGAUCGAAACACAAUGAAAUAGCUCGGUAAUUACCGUUUGUAAGUACCUACGAGUUUUUUGUUCGCCCCAUGUAUAAUGCAAAAUUAAUAGCAACGAUAAUUCUGCAAUUGAACGCCGUUUCAGGGGUGGAAUAUAGAAAAUGUUAUACUCGUGUUAAUGGUUUUACGCUCGAUGUUUGUGUCAAACAAUACCUGUAUAAUGUACAAAAAAUAACAAAAUAAUACACCUAGAAGAUAAUUACUACUGGAGAAUAAAUGGCGAUAUACUCGUACAAGUCCAAGGUAAUACCGCAGAAUAGAAUUAACUGCAGAUAGAGCAUUUCGGAUUUAAAAGAAAAACCUUGAUUAUCAAGUGAUUAUCGGUGGCUGUCGUGGAUUAUCUUUUCUGCGUUAUUGAUUCUCAACCGUUUAUCACUUAUCAGUGACUAUUAUGACUUAUAGAAUUGGUUUAUGGAAAGAAUUAAUAAAAUGUAAAUAAUAUUAUUAAAUUUCAAAACAUUGUUAAAUCGCGAAAGAAUCAUUCGACACCUUUACAUAUAUCGCCUCUAACCGUCGCUAAAAUUGUCCGAUUUGGUCCAAUUCCUAUAAUUCCUAUAAAUUCCUAUAGUGUCAUUUUUCACCACACGUCUUCUCACCUUAUCCUUGGCCUUUCCAAAAGUAUUUUAUGCCUUUGAGUUCUGUUCCUGCAAUACUGACUGGAUAGUAAUGGGUUUCGGCUUCUCGGAACUCAGGUUGUAUCAAAAGAUCUUCCGCGAUAUUUUUCUUUCUAGUGCCAAAAAUGUUGUUGUUUUUCAACAAUAUUAUUUUUUGUUUUGACAUGCAACCGUGCGCGUGAGUGAAAAUACUGCUGGAAACUAGUACGUUAACUGGUACAAUAACACGGUGAUAUUAUUUUCCCUGGACGACCGCUUAGUAUACGUGUGGAUGUACGCAGUAUUUAGACAAUAUUUAUCCCGAGUGUGAAUUUUCGAAUCGCUUUUUCUAUACGAUAAAAAACGAUUAAUACUAUACACCUAAGAUACUAUCAGAGUGUUCCACAUAAAUAUUGUAUGAAAGGGGAUGCGGAUUUUAUUAAAUGGUGCUGCUGCAGUGCGGGGAAAAAAUAUAUGUAUACAUAUUUUUUUUCAAUUUGCACGAAGAAAAGAAACGUAGGUACCUAUAUUUAAAAAAAAAAAAAAAACCGUUUAGGAACCAUAAUAAUAGUAUAAUAUAUUAUACAACGCGUAUUCAAUUGGAGCGUGUAAAUUACAUAAUAAUAGCUGCUAUACUAUUGCUGGCUGCAGGUAACAAUAAUGUGUUUGAUGCCGUAGUACCUAGGUAUAUAAAUAUAUAUUACUAUAAUAUAUAUAUAAAUAUAUAUAAUACGAUAUCGGUGUGUUUUUUUUUUCAAUCGAUGAGAGAAAACAGUACAUUUUAUACGUUAAACGGGCGCGCGCGCGCGCAAAAAAAAAAAACAAUCAUAAUAAUAAAAAAAUCAUAUCCCGUGUACGUGCGGACGCGAUGCAUACGAUGUAGAUUUAACGUAUAGUUUUUCGAUCACCUCCGGGAUACAACGACCGAUUCGAUUAACUGCAGGUGUAUUUACUGUGUGUGUUAUUAUUGUUGCGGGCACAUGUUCGAGUAUGAUUUAUUUUCGGUUUUUUUUUCUUUUUACGUAAUGGGGGUGAUAAAAAAAAAAAAAAAUUAAAUACACGUAUUGCAACAGUUCAGAAAUGAAAUUAUUAUUUUUAUAUUCUCCCACAAAUUACGUAUGUUCAAAAUCAAUAAAUUGAAAAAUAUUCAAAACGAUCGGUUAUGGUGGGAAUCACAUUUGUCUUAUCUACAGGCUCUAUAGAUUACAACUGUGACUUAGGAUCACAAGUAUUCUUAGAUAAAGCAGAAUAAUCACGACAUCGUGGUGUCCUAAUAAUAUCUUAUAACACCUGAUUGUUGGUAAGAUACAUUCCAAAACCGAUCGUUUUGAACUUGAUAAAUUAAAAAAAAUGUUAAAAGUCCUAAAAUAACGAAUCAACAAAAAUAUAUGAAUGUAUCAUUUAAAAUAGGCAUAUUUAAAUUAAAUAAUACGAUUACUUAUUAUAAUAUCUUACAAACUUCAAACUCUCGCUGUCGCCGUAGAACGUUUAAAAAUAAUUAUUUUUAAAAUAUCGAAUGGCAACUAAAAAUAGUAUACAAUAGAAAAUGAUAAAUCAUUGCAAACGAAAAACGAUUCUCAGCGAAGUUCGGUAAACUGGUAAAGUUACAAUAUUAUAGUCGUGUUUUUCCACACAACCGACGGAACGCCAUUCGUCGUAGGUUUUUUCAUUUUUAAGAAUAACUGUCGGGAAUCUAAUCACUUCUGAUGUAUGACAAGAGAAACUAUUGAUAAAGGCAAUCAAGCAUUUUUACCAUCCAAAAUGUUAUUAUUCGAAGGGAAAAAAUACACGUACAUCUCUGUAAAACUUGAAUAAAAAAAAAAAAAAAACCCAGUAAAUUAACCUCGCUUGGUUCUGGUCACGAUUCCCGGAUUUUGUAUAGGGUCUCGUCAUCUCCGUCGUCUCCAGUCGUACUAUAAUAGAUGUUGUCGGAGGCCGCGACUUUAUUAUAUUAUACACGAUAUAGCCCCCUAAUAUACUGUCGUGCUUAGCUGCAUCGGUUACCAGCAAGACGGAUGUCCUUGGAAAUGUCUGAACCGGAUGCGGUCCCGUCGUCGUCUGCAGAGACCUCUGUUUGCGUGACGGCUUUUGACCGGCGAAUUAUUCGUUAUCGCAGAUACUUAAAAUAGUGAUGGCUUAACCUCACGUUUAUGGGUUUUUUCCUUUCAUUCUUUGUUUUUUUUUUUUUUGGUCGGCAGUGUUAGUAUUAGAAGGCGACUUGCUCGUAUAUAGUAAAAAGUCUCGGCGUUUCCCAUGAUGGUGAGCUACAGCGCGCAUAAUUUUUUACGUGUAUUUUUUUUUUUUUAAUCAUUUUCCAUUCCGCGAGAGCCGAAAUCGCACAUUACAUAGGUAUACGCCUACCUAUAUAGAUAUUAGGUACAUUAUAUUUGUAUACUAUUAUUAUUGCAACGCGUACAACGUAUCUCGUACACAACGCAACACUGGCACACUGUCUCGCAGUAUAAUACGCACUCGCCUCUCCUAUAUACACGAGAAUAUCGUACGGUUGUCAAUAAUAGUUGUAAUAAUAAUAAGUAAUAACACAUAAACGACAGUCAGCAGCAGCAGCAGCAGCAGGAUAACGGUAUGUUAGCCAUCCAAUAAUUCCUAUCCGGUAAUAAUCGUGUCGACACGUCGUCGUCGGUGUCGUGGUGUACGAAUAUAAUAAUAUAUAAUGUCCGCUUGUGUUUCUCUUUUUCGCGAGAUAAUACGCGUUUAUACGCGAAAAAGUCUUUUAUAAUGUAAUUGCCACUGCGCCGGGUAAUAAUACACGUAGUUUCGGAAUACGGAAAUCCUUUGGCCAAUAAUAACAAUAAUAAUAUGAACAAAAAAAAAAAAAUGAAAAUAUCUCCAGUUUAUAUACAAUCAAUAACGAGGCGCGUAUUUUCCAGCGCGUAGUCGGUUACACAAUGUUCUAGCCUAGCUGGUCCACAGUUACUAUCGCAGGACACGUUUUAGUGAAUAUCUAAUGCGUAUCAACUCUCGUACGAAAAAUCUCCACGGGCAGUUAGACCAAAUUUUACUUUUAAAUUUUGGAUUUUCCCCGGUAACCGAUUUUUCCGCACCACUGGGAAUAUUUUCUAAGCAUAUAAAAUAUAAUAUUUUGCUAUAAAAUCCACCAAUUCGAUAUUGUUCACCGUUUAUUUUCCACUGGACACGCACUAAACAUAAUCUUACUCUGUUGAUGGGUGUUCAAUGGAUUUUACAGAAAACCCCGUUAAAAAAUGUGCUGUACUACCGUGAUAGUUAUUGCUGCAGUGGUAGUACACGAUAGUUGUUUUUGACUAUGAUUAACGAUCACGAUAGUAAUAAUACUAUCUCACGAUGUUUUUUAAUUAUACGACUAUCGCGACAACUGCAACAGUUAUCACCGUGUGUUGACCAGUCGUAUUAAUAACGUGAUAAUAUUAUGGUUGUUGAUAUAGCGUCAGUUUUUUUUUUUUUUUUUUUGGUCGUGCCCUUCGUACGGUCAUCGCAGAAACCGCUAUGAUAUACUAUCUAUCGACUUUCGAUUUCAAUACGCGUAAACGGGAACGAAACAAAAACAAAAAAAAAAAAAACGGUAUGUUGGUGCAGGCAUUCCGUGGUUCGUUAAUUUUUUUUCGCACACCGCACGCGUACAUUUCCGGCCAUACAUUUCGCUAUCGGACAACGUAUCGCAGUAAAAUCAAACGGACCGCGUGUAGAAUAAAAAAGAAAAGAAAAAUAUAUAUAAUAAAAUAAGAAAAAUAAGUAUCACGCGCGGUCACCUUUAUUAUAUACGACGGCGAUAACUAUACUGCCGACCGUUUGGUCCGAUUACAAAUAAUACGAUCAUAUCGUAGGCUAGGCACGUACGGCCCCGUCCGCGUUUUUCGUUUAUAUUUGCACGUCGCGCGGUUGUCUUGGCUCCUCCGCCGCCGAUUCGCAAUAAACGCGCGGCCCCUCGCGCCGCCGCGUAGACGGUAUUCGUCACGGCGAAAAAAAAAAAAAAACAAAACAAAACCCCGGGAAGAAAAGCUCUGAAAUAUAAGACGGAGAGUAAAAGACGGACGUAUUAAAAGGGCACGAGCAAAGUUCCGCCGAAAAAAAAGAAAAUAGACUUUCCGAAACAAGGGCCGAUUUUUAAACAGCAGCCGCCCGGAUUGUACAUAAUAUAUAACCAGUAAAACCACGUUAACGUUUUAGAAUGUGAGUGUGGCGGAAAAGCUGUGCGAUUUUUAAAAAGCGUGUUUUUUUUCCCACGGAAAAUUAUUUUUCGGUUGGUAAAAAUGUUCGAAUUCUUUUAUACACGCCGUACUUCGAAUAUGAGGAUUAUUCGUCCGGUAAUAUUUUAUUUGAAAAAAUCGUACAGUUUCUUAAAAAAUAAUUAAUCAAAAAAUAAAGCAACAACAAAUGACACCGAUAAUUUGGGUUUAUUCCCGUUGAUAUCUGGAUCUUAACCUAUAUAGGGAAAUAUACGACCUAUGGUAUGUAAUAAACCUACUGCAUAACAAUAUUACCCGCAGUUUACCGAACUCCGCUCAGAAUCUGGUUUUUAUCGCGAUGAUUUGUCGUCACAUUUUUUUUUUUUUUUGUUUACCAUAAAUUUUCGCGCAGGUACACCCGUGCAUCUAUAAACUAGAAACAAAAAUACUGUGUAGCGACACCGCUGGUUUCACGCUUGGUCACAAUAAUAUUUUUGUCCGCCCUGCGUCGUCGCAGAGGCAGUGUGUAAACGGAUAUCGUGUUCGUCUUAACCGGUCAGUGACGUCGUAUUACAGUAAUAACAAUAAUAACGACCGUUUCUCCGUCCGGGCAUGACAUUUUUGCGCAGCGACUCGCCGAAUAUUAUAAUUUAUAACGGUCGUAAUAAUUAUUAUUUAUUUCGAGUAUCGUGUUCGCGAACCCAUAAGUCUCGUACAUGUUAUUACAUUUUUUUUUAAACCAGGAUCGAUGGAUCGCUAUGUAUAUACACGGCCGAAAACAAUAAUAAACGGUUCCUCCCUCCCCGUCCCACCCAACCGUUACCCAUCACCGAGACUAAAAACACAAUUGAAAAUUCCGUUUAACUCUGCUCACCACUAUUGCUGUUGUUUAUGUAUUGCUAUACAUUUUCAAACGGUUGCGUGUGUGUUUUUUGAAAGAUUUUAUUCCGAUGAAAAUUGUUUUUUCUUCGCCCAGAAAAUUUCCAAUAAUCCAAUACGUAUACAUGUUUAGACAAGAGACAUUUACUAUAAUAUAUACUAAAGUAAGUUAAAAAUAUAUAUAUUAAUAUAGAGUAUGCGCAGAAAAAUAAUUAUGUUCUGCUCAACAAUUUACAAUAAAAAAGUACUGGGGGGUCAAAAAAAAUGUAAAUAAUAAACGAGAUAACAGAAAAAAAUCUUUCUGGGAAAUAUAAUUUCUGUCGUAUUGACGAAAACAACAACAAAAAAAGAUCAUCAUAAAAUACUAUCGAUACACACGAAUCAUAUUUCGAGGCUGGAACCACAAUAGUAAUUAUAUUGUUAUUAUUAUAUUGUCGCCAGUUUGGAAUAAUCAGUCUACAGGGUGUUAUUUUUAUCGUAUUGUAUGGACCGGCGAUCAUAAGCACCCACCUAUAAAUCAAUAUCGACUUUUAAUUUUCAAACGGCAACUCUGAAAGUUUUGAUUUAAAUAUUCUGGAUUCGAAAAGAGAAUACUUUUUUUAUUUUUAAAACAAAUUCUGUUAUCGUCACCCGCUUCCAUCUCCCUAGAAUCCAAUAAACGAAACAAAAAACAAAAUUGGACGCGCACGUAUAACAAUCUCGGGGUGUUUCUAUGCGUAUGACGUGUUCCCGGUAUUUUCUCUCCCCCCUCUCUCUCGUUCGUAUAAAUCAGUGCCCGGCUGGUGUAACGUUCAAAAGAACAACCGAGAUAAUCGUCUUACUGCUGGCGUCUAGUAAUAAUAAUAAGGCGUUCACGAUAUUAUAUACAAUUUUUUUUUUUCUGUAUACGCCAUCAAGAAAGCAUUGUGUCGGGUGUUCGCGUAUAGGUAUACAAUGCCGGGCCUUGGGUGGGAGAAUAAUAAAUAUUAUUACUACAUGAGGUCCUCUGCAUCUACGCGAUGAUUCGACAUGAAGGAGCCGCCCGUCUUUCAGCUGCAGCAGUGCGGGAAUAGUACCGUAUUACGGAGAAACGUAAAAUAACAAUUAAAUAACCAAUACGAAACGUAUGCAAGAAACAAAUAAAUAAAAAAAAAACCUUCUACGAAAAAACCGAAAAUACGCAUUUUUUUUUUUACCGAGGCCGUUGAGAGGCUGUUCUUACCAGACUGCAUACUAAUCGCAUACGUACGUCCGGCUCCGUAUGUCUACUACCUUCCGAAAAUCCAAAUUCUCGUGUUCCGAUUCCCAGUGUUCUGCGAAAUCCUUACAUUAACGCAUACUCCUUAGCUACUCCUUUAGAAAAAAUGAAAAUAGUGUUAAAAUAAAGUUUUAACGGUUCAAUAACGAUUUAACUUCCCUCCUCCCACUUAACCCGUGCCGUUAGUUCAAGAAAAAACGUAUUUAGCCUCUCAUCCCCUCCCUCAAUACAAAGUCCUGGCUACGUCACAGCGGCUCUACUACUCUGCGGUUUUCUACGGUCUAUUAUAUACUUGUUCACCGAGAGUGUAUACAGUACUGUUGUAGUCAUUCCGUCGCGACAGUCCGAUUAUUUCGUCGCUCCGGGGUUUUCGAAAAUAUAAUAUAAUAGCCGAAUACGUAUAAUACGCAAGAAAAGAAAUCGAUUACACCAAAUCGACAGGGCGUACUUCCUGCACUGUAUGUUGGUAUAACGUUAGAUCGGGAUCACCGGGAAACGGGUAAAAUCCGAAGCGACGGGGCCGAAAUGUCGUACGAUCGUUAUUAAUCGUUUGUCCGUGUAUUACGCUUUAAAUGUCGCCGUGCACGUUAUCAUCCGUAGUCGACAACGUAAAUACAACCCCGUAGUAAAUUAUUUCUCGGUCCCCCGAAGAGUCAUGAAAUCACUCGACCCGCGCCGUUUUUCUCGCAUAUUAUUUCCCGUACGCGCGCGGUAACGCGGCACGUACGUUUGUUCCGUUUCCAAUCCAACGCAACGUCGUAAAAUACCUCCCAUACGGUAUUACGUAACGAACCGCGCGUGAUUCCGAGACCUGGGUGUGUCGCCGCCGCGUCCCGGAGUCGUCGCCGUCGUCGUCGCGGCCGCCGUACGAGAGGCUGUUUACCCGUUUCGGGUCACGCCGCGCCGGUGUUCGGCCCGCGGGCGACGACACGCCAGCGAUAUCAUUAAAGGCGUACGCGUCGUGUUCAUUCCGGACGGAGAUACGGCCGCGUGCUGAUAUCGCCGCAUAGCGACGACCGUAAUUCUACAUCGCGUUAUAAUAUUCUCUCUCGCGCGCGCCGCGCUCGUAUGUCUGCGCAACAACAAUACGCGGUUCCUGUGCGCACCGGAGGUAUACGCGGGCGCGAUAACGGCGUGCGGCGGUGCGUCCUUAUUUUCCUCUCCCGGCGACGGCCGGAGCUGUGAAUUCGGGAGGGAAAAAAAAAAAAACAACCGAACCUCGAAGACGAGAAUAAUAACAAUAACGAUAAUGCGUACACCUUAUAAACCCGAACACCUGUACUGCCGCACUACCUGUAUACCUGCGUGUACGUGUACGUAUGUACACAUCAUCGCGCGUACCUACAAAUAUUUAUUGUUAACGAGGAAUGCGCGCUCGGCGACUCCUCCGCCGCCGCUCAUCCGAUCCGGUCCCCCCUCAGCACGGCUCCGAACCACGGCCGCCGCCGCGGAAGAUUCCGUGACCAGGCGCGAGGGACACAACACGACCCGAGUCACGUCGCGGGGCAUUUACGACGGCGACGAUACCCGCGGCGCGGCGUCACCCGACCGUUACGCCUCUACCCUCCCGCCGAGAACUUUUUUUACUCAUCCCUCCCCCCCUCCAUCCCGUCGGACAUACGUUCUUUUUCGUGUUAUAUACGAUCGUAAUAUUAUCGUAAUGUACGAUAACGUAGAGUACACUGCUGCGAUAAUAUAUUUUUGAAAAUAAACGCGAAUACGACGAAAAACAAAGACUUGUAUUGUAGUAAGUCGGCGGCGUAAGUCUGCAGUGCUGCGCCGAAAUACAAAAAGUUCGCUGUGGCGGUCAUACAAUUUUUUAGAAACUCCAAAAAUCAUAAACGAUAUUAUAUAUUGUCAAACAACUUUAUUAACAUUAAAAUAUAUAAAUUUAACGUCACAAAUGUACAAUAAUGAAAAAAAACAAAUCCCUAUAAUGUGGCAUGUUUCACAUUCGAUAUUUUGAACUUUGUAAAACGAGUUAUUGCUAAAAAGAAAUAAAUGUCUGGCUUCUAGACCUCAUUUGGGAGAGGGGAGUGAUGCAUAAUUCCACUUCAAUACGUCACUGUAGUAAAUAUUUUGCUCGAAAUUUCACUAGGCAUAUUGUUAUCAAUAUAAAAUCCGAAAUAUGUCGCAAGUUAUAUGUACGGUGAAAAUUUCAAGUAUCUAAACGAAAAACAAACUCGAUUUCGACUGUGAAAACCGGCUGCGCCGCGUAAAUAUCUCCGUUUCCCCCCUCCCACCGAGGAAUUAUUUAAGAAAAAUGCAAUUAAUAUCAAAACAACAACAACCAAAAAAAAUAGGCAAUCUCUCUAGUACGACGGCUCAUCUACCCACCUACCUACCCACUUUAUUUAUUUAGAGCGCGUUAAAAUUUAUUACGAAAUUAAUAAAUCUCAAUUAUAAUAAUAGGUAUAACGUAUUACGGCUAGACAAUAAUAUUUCAUGAACUACACGCGCGGGGAUAAAACGCUCUUAUUAAAUUUUAUAUGUGUGCAAAUUGUUCAUCCCACCGACCUUUUUACGUACCUAUACAUAAUUUAAACCUUAUAAUAUAACAUAUAUAUAUAUAUAUACAUGAUAUCCUCUUUGGGGUUGCGGUAUAAAACGUAUAUUCCGACCUAACGUGGUAAAUAAUUGUUCGCCGUUAAUACACUCUAUAAAAAGACAGUGCAAAACUCCAUUGCAUACUAUAUAUACUUAUAUAAUUUAUAUUUUCUGUACCUCACCACCAGCAGUGAACUUUGUUUCCCCGAGCACAGACUAUGUCGUCUGGUAUAAUACGCGAAAAUAUUCACGCGUGCUUAUAGAUAGGCUAAUUUCUGCAUUUAUCAAACGGCGCGACUCGUCAUUUGCGCACAGAGAAAAAAAAACUAUUGAAUAUUCCUGAACGACAAACAAACGUGUGUCCCCAUAAUAUGGGAUAUUUAAUCUACGAUGAUAUUUGAAACCGCCGAUUAAGUUAAACUAAUAAAACGUUGUAUAAAAAUGUACAUAUACCUUCUAUGCGAUACAAGUUCAUCAUUAGGGAGAAAUUUUAAUUAUAAGUGAUUAUUUUUCAAUUUCAAAAAAUUCGUUCUUUCAAAUCGUUACAGUUUAUUAUUUCAUGUUUAUUUUACAUUUACGGCAAUGGAUUAUACAGACGUGGCGACUUUUGUUAUAUUUGUGCCACUAACACCUACUUCCUUUCUAUCGAAAAUAUCUGAGAACGAAACAGUCGGCUACAAAACAUCCUAUAGAUUUUUCCUGAGUUAUCCUUGAUUCGUUAAAAAGCGGUUUUGAGAUAAAUUUAACCUAGAUGGGUUAACUGAUCAUGAAAAUGAAAUUUAUAAUCGUUUUUACGCGGUCUUUCCGUCUUAUAGACGGAUAUUUAUUGCCAGUGGCUUUUUCCCAGUCGGGCCCUUUCCGUUAAUAAUUAAGCCGUUCUAAUCGCAGAACCGCAUUUACGGCAAGCUCCGUCUGUCCAUUUUGAUAAUAUUUUUUUAAAAAUAAUAAUAAUAUAUUACAAAGAGACGGUCACCACGUCGUAAUCUUUGUUCGUUAUUAUUAUUGUGCGUUUUAUUCCUCUGGCUACCUAAAUUAAUACGACGUGGAAUAAUAAUAUCCGUCGUCAUCGAGCAUUAUAAUAUUAUCCGUCCAUAAACAAUAAUAAUAAUAACACCACGGUCAAUGAUCCGACGACGAUGAAUAUUACUCCGGCACCGGCAGCGCCGCUUAGCUGCGACCGUCGCGGUUUGUGUAAAUAUUAUUAUUAUUUUAUCUGGAAGACUACGUGACACGUCGGAGCCAACGGUUGGUUAUCGGCUGGCUCGCAGAACGUUUUCGGUUAAAACUCGACCGGGCGACGGGGUAUUUUUCUUCUUUUUUACAGACCGCAAAUAAAUAUAGAAAAAAAAAAAACACGCAAACUUAUUCAGUGGAAACGGAGAUAAAAAGAAAAAAAAAAGAGUAGGUAGCUCAGACGAUAUUAUAUAAUAUUAUAGUGCGCGUAUAUACAAUCGGGACGGUCACGUAUUUUUUUUUUUUUUUAUUUCAUUUUUUUUUCCCGUCGUCGUCGACUCCGAUGUUGUAAUGCUAUUAUAAUAAUAAUAUACAUCUAAGUAAUAAUAUUGCAUGUUUAACCAGCCCACCAGCUGCUGCUGAUGUUGUUAGUUGGUAGCAAAAUGACGUAGGAUUUCGAUAUUGUUUUACGGAAAAAGUGAAAAAAUAAAAAUAAAAUAUAUCACCGGUCACGCGUUCGAAAAAUUAGCUGACCGCGCGGAAUUUCACCGACGCCACGUGAGAUUAGAUUAUUAUUGUAUUAUAUAGAGCUGUCUGUGUAAAUAUAGUGGCGACGAUAUUCUCGCGUGCUUUCAACCGAUCAGGACAAUAUAGGAAGACGGAAUUUAACGCCUGCAAAGUAUGAGACUUGCCCAGAUUUGGGGGGGGGGAGGUGCCCGAGACUUACGAGAAACAAGGGCCCAAAAAGACCAUAUUUGAGUCGAACCAAAUAUUUGAGAACCUUUUUUGUUUUUUGCUUAUUUGUUUGAAAUUUUACGUAUAUUUCGUGUCUGAUUCUGAAUCGUUAGCAACGUCAGAAAACAUAUUUAUACACAAUAAAAAAAAAAAAAAAAAAAUGAUGUAAAAAAUAUUAUUGAUUAUUAUAGAAUCGGUCAAGAGAAAUGCCAUAUCGAUUACUAAUUCACCACUGAGGGAAAUACUUCGCGUCGAUUAGGUCACAGUGAUCGUAACGUUCGUAUUUUGACAUUGUGAAUACGAUAAGUGGUGACCAUUUAAUUGUUAUCAGUCGCGAUUUUCGGGCAGCCGGAUUUAUUCCGACCCGUCGGUCGCAAUGAAAACAAUCGAAUUUCUCUUGUACGUUAUCAUAAUGUGUACGGUGACGCGAUUUAUCGUUGUUUUUGCCGAUCUCGCCGGGAGGAGCGAAUAGUCAAGUAAAGGGGAACGACGAUUUCUGCGCCUCGAGCGAGAAGAAGGGGGUGGCGGGAAGGGCGGCCCGGUCCCCGUCCCUCCGGACUUCGCAAGCCACCCGCCGAAACCGUACGGAAAACGGUAUUGGUACGCAGAACACGACGACCGCCGCCGCCGCCGCGGGCGGGUGCCAAAUUGUUGUCGCGACAGACCGGGAAUGUACAAUAGUGUUUUGUGCGCGCGCGCGUGUCUAUAUGCGUACGCGUUAUCCGUAGUUAUUUCGCGCGGAAGGGCCGACAAAGUCGCCCGGCCGUAUUUGACGUGCGACGUGGAUAUUUAUUUACAAAUAACGCGCGGUACGACAAUAACAUUAACAUGUCGCUCGCGCGCGGGCCACGGGAAACGUUCGAUGGCAAUGACACGUUCGUCCGGCCAAGUUCAAGGGCGUUCUUCGGUCGAUCGGUCGGUCCGUCUCUCUCUCUCCGUCUCUCUCCGUCUCUCUCCUCCACGGUUUCGGCUCUCCAGCCGGACUGUCUCUCGCCGGAGAGCACGCCGACAUUAUUUUCAUACCACUAAUGAUACGCCCGCCCACGUAUAAUACCUGUGCGGCCGUACUCGUAUUUCCAGUGCGUUUAUGUACGGAUAGCACGGUAAUUACGCAAUCGCCUCACGGUCGGGUUCGUCGUUGCAAUGUAACAUUGCGUUUCUGUCAUCACGAUAACACAAUCGCCGAGAACGCCGCACGGAACGCGACUUGUAAUUGUUAUAAUUAUGGUUUUUUUUUUUCGCUAAGCACGCGUGCGUUUAAAAUAUUAACGCGAUCCGUUCGCGAGACGGCGGCAUGCCCGAAAAAAACCGGAGAAACGUUUUCGAAAAAACGUAUCGGUCGUUAUUAUUCGGCGUAUUGCGUUGGCCGCUGUGCGGUCGCAGUUUGGGUGGAAAGUGCCGGCGAGAAAUUCUGCAGAAAAAUGCAAAAACGCGGUGUAAAAAUCUGUGUGAUUUAUUGAUUCAUGCUUCCGAGUGUAAUUUUAAGUUCGAGAUUUCGAACGAUUUUAUACUGACCGAAAUAGUAUUUUUCGAGAGAUAAAAACAUUUUUAACGCCUCGGUAAAUCAUGCAGCUUCUUCGGUACACUCAGAAUCACUGCGUGACAUUUAAACAAUACAAGCUAUGAAAAUAAAAUAAUAAAAUAUACAAAUAUCGUUCAAUUGUUAUUAAAUAUUUCGAUAUGCUGAAAUCGGCACAAAUUAGCAGUUUUUUUUUUUUCUGUAGACGUUUUAUUAAUAAAACAACACAUCAAAAGUGAUGUACGAAAAAAUAAAAUACAUUAAGGGCGAGAGGGGUAUAGUAACAUUCUAACAUCGUCUACUGACAUUCGUCUGUAGUUUUUUCCUGUACCUUUCUGUAAGUAUUAUACAAGAUGUAUAUGAUACUAUAUGUGUUUUCCUAUAUAUGUUUCGAAAUAUUCGAAAUUCCAAAGAAUAAACUAAAAAAAUAAAUAAAAUCCAUUACGAAUAAGGGAGAAAAAUAUAAAAAAAGCAUCACAAGCUGCACAGAUGGGUUUCGAUACCGUGACAGGAUACUGUAAUAUUCGUGAGCUCGCGUUUGUUUCACGUGUAUUAUUCGCGUGGCAAUAGGGAGAAAAAGCGAGUAGUAAUUUUGUAAAUUUUUUUUUUUUUUCUAUCAAUAAUAUGGUACGACAUUGUCAAACGGUUUUUUUUUCCUACACCAAUUAUUCGCUAUUAGGUGCACUCGCUUCUGCGUUAUUAACCGAGGCGUUUCGAAAGUAAAGUUAUUCGCGGAAUUCUGUAUAGUAACGCGAAUAAUAAUAUUAUUAUCGUCGGUAGGUAUAAUAUAAUGUAUAGGUAAUGUAGGUACGUGUAUGACGCCAGUAUGACGAAAUACAUCUAGGUUCAAUUUUUUUCUAUUUAUUUUUUUUUUCCAAUAGGUAUAAUUAAUAUAAUUGAAACGUAUUUUUUUUUUUUAUACAUACAUAUACUAUUUUUUCGCGUUAAACUACGCGCCUCGUGAUCGGAUUUUAAUAAUAUAGAUGACCGAUCACUAUAAUUAUUAAUAAUAAUCGACAACCGCACUAAAAACGUUAUUGCAAAUUAAUGUAUACAUAGCAGUAUUAUAGGUGGAUACUUAUGUUAAAAAUAUGUUUACAAAACGUCGUCGUAAGCGACCAAUCGCAAUAAUACUAUCCCGAAUAAAUAGAUAAAAACAUUACGCGUUUACGGAUCAUACGGGUUCAGAGUGUAGCUAAAAGAAGCCGCUAUAGUUUCACUAACAUUUAAAAUGUUUUUUUUUCUUUUUUUUUUUUUUCGAUAGUACUUUUGCGGUUCUUAAAAAUGUGACAAAUCGUUCGCAUGUCAUACCUUAAAUGACGAGGAAUAUCUGUCCGGCGGUAUUUUAUAUGAAACAUUUGUUUAUAAUUUCCCGACAGUUUUCUUUUACGCGUACAUUAAAAUAUGUGGAUUUUUCGCCCGAUGAAACUUUAUUUUAAGAUAAUUUCUAGAUUUCCUACGAUCGACAACAAAAUAUGUCGAUACAUAGAUUUUAUUUUUGUUGACAGUUUAAUAUUAAUCCGAUCAGAAUCGAUUGCAAAAAGGUAUACUAAGGCUCAUAACAUUAAAACAAAGAUUCUGGGGAUUUGUUCCAAUCACGCUCCUCCACAACUAUACGCCAUGACGACGCUUCUAAUGAAUGGCUUGCAGUAAUGUCAAUGUUUUUCUAUCGUAAGUCUUCCUUUCCAUUUCCUGGUAUGAGUUACACUCCUGAUCUUUCGUUAUCCGACCGAUGUAUCCGCAUUACGACCGUGAUCUACCGCUAUGGUUUUUUAUUUCUAAUAUUUCUUGCAAGACUAUUCCUAGCAACCCUCCGUGUCUUACAAUAUAACUAUGCCGCCGCGUUAUGACAUUUGUUCACAAUCGUCUUAUUUCUGAAACCCUUUCCGAAACUUUUUCGUCAGUGACCCUAUCGCAGUCUACAUAAUCUUUCACGUAACUAAGGCGGAAAAAAAACUGGAUCUAGUGCACUUUUCGAUGACCAGAAAUCGAAGCGAAUGAUAUGUUUAUAGCGACUAGUGACAACAAUAUUAUAAUACUAUAGUGGCGGUGUUGUCAAAGAUUAAUAUCUAGUUUUAUUUUAUUUUUUUUUUCUAACAGUUAACCGGUUUCUUAUUUUGCACCAUGUGCUCGCAUAAUAGUUUUUACGUAGUGAUACACGAGCAUUCGCGAGUGUGUAACGAUUUUAUAAUAUUACUAUAAUGUGACGUAUACGUUUAUAAAUAAUAAUAUUUGCCUUUCACUAAUCAAUUUUGCAUAUAUUGUCAUUAUUAUUACACGUAACAGAUAUUAUUACGGUCGUUAUCGCGCGUAUAAUAUCAAGGAUUAAUAUCACGCGAUUGCUAUAUAAAAUUACAAUAUUAUAAUAUCAAUAUGUUUAUUAUAUGUUUAUAUAUAAUAUAUAUAUUACAACACAAAAGACGUUCGUCGCACACAAUAUAUGGGGCACACGUCACCCAUAAAAUAACGUUCGUCUAGGUCGAAGAAGUCACAACACUACAGAUUGUUUGAGGGGUCGCGUAUAGGCAAUUUCAACGGAAUUUUCGCAAAAUUAAACAAAAAAACUAAAAUAUUCAAUAGUCAAUUUUCGUAUUGAAUUUUAAAUUAUAGUCCUUGUAGUGUGUGAUAGGUGCCCUCCUCUACAGGAGAGCACCUAUCGCCUUGUCGUGAAAUUAUACUUCAAAGACGUAUUCGUUUUGCACAUUAUGACCUAUUAAUUGAGACGUAUAACGUCUUUAUAUCAUUAGAAAAUAUCGUAUUCAAGGCAGAGAUAAGGGAAAUAUAUUUUCUCCCUUGAUUUAUUUAUUUUUAUUAUCUGCCUACUUUUUAGAUUUAAAUUUCUUUACUUUUUAAUCAGAAAAAUUAAAAAUGUAUUGAAAGUAUUGGCCUAGUUAGGUGCCAAGUCAAUUUAUCAAAAGACCCGAGCGUAAAAGUACAUUUUCUUCUUUAAAAAUGAAACCUAUAUCCGUAUUAUUAUAAUACGAUGACGGUUAUAUUAGUACCUAAAUAAUAUAUAAACUAAUGAUACAGUUUGAUACAACAAUAAGACACAAUUUCCAAAUUCAAUAUUUCUCUCCUUGGUAAAACUCUGAAUACUGUAAAUACUCACAAUAAUUGAUAUUAAAUUUACUCGAAUGAGACUAUAAAUCUAAUUGAAGAGUGGCUUUUUAACUACUGAAAAAAUUCACAUAUUUUUUUUUAAAAAUCAACAUUUAAUUAACGAGUAUAUUAUGCAGUUCUCAUAAUAGAUAAAGUCUCAUGAAGUCUUUAGUUUCCUUCAUAAGCCGUUUUACGCUAAAUCAUGCUCAUUUCAAGAUAAAACGAUUUUUCGACACGAUUCUAUACAUAUUUUAUAAUGUUUUCAAAAAUGAUCUCACGCUUAUUUUUACCAUUAUUCUUAUUAUUAAUUCGGUUUUUUUUUUUUUUUUUACAGAAUAUUUUUCCAACUGCUGAAAAAAAAACAGUGCCAAACAGUUGUUGCUGA
Molecule: messenger RNA, 39193 nt
Organism: Cinara cedri
Lineage: Eukaryota; Metazoa; Arthropoda; Insecta; Hemiptera; Aphididae
Source: the annotation of a GenBank genome assembly